This is a messenger RNA of Teleopsis dalmanni, 1230 nucleotides long. RefSeq lists its product as uncharacterized. The record is from RefSeq and is a predicted model, not a curated record. NCBI's taxonomy places the organism in Eukaryota, Metazoa, Arthropoda, Insecta, Diptera, Diopsidae.
AUGGAAUAUACACGCGACAGAGAAUACAGCGAAACAUCAGAGCGACAUAGCAUGAUCAACGACACAACGGCAAGGCAGUUAUAUACACAUCCACAAUAUGAUGUACACUCGUAUCUUCCUCAAAGGAACACACAGGCAAGCGUCACCGACCAGGUCAGAAAAUGGGCGAUCCGGUAUGAUGACAGCAGCGAUCCAUUGACGUUUAUCGAGCGAUUGGAAGAAUUAGCGGAUCUGUAUGCCAUAUCAACGAACAUGUUGCCUCGAACAAUGCCCCUGUUACUAGAUGGACAAGGUUUGGUGUGGUUUAGAUACAAUAAGAAAGACUGGAAUCACUGGGAAGCGUUCAAGAGAGAUUUUCUGGAAUUUUUUCUACCACAUCAAUAUUUCGAGCGAUUGGAGGACGAACUGAGAAAUCGAUUGCAGAAACCAGGAGAGACGUUUAAAAUGUAUCUUUUGGAACUACAAAAACUAAUGCGACACGCAGGUUUAAAUCAAGAGUCACAAUUAGAACGAGUAUAUCGCAACAUGAGCACAGAGUACCAAAUAUACAUCAAACGUCGGAAUUUCACUUGUCUAAAGGAAUUAAUAGCACUAGCUGAGGACUUCGAAGAACUACGCGAAGAGCAGCAUGAAGUAAAUCGAGCACGAGAUAGCGAGGUAAUCUUCGGGCGCGUAGCAGUGGAAUGUGCACGACCGGUGAUAAUACAGAAGACCGUGAGACGCAUAGCCAAUACAUUGAAAUGUGAUAAAGUCAUUCAUAGUCCAGUCUCCAAGUCACCUUUCCGCAACCAGCAGCAAUACCAGCCAAUCACCAAGCAAACACCUACAGGAACAUCUAAAAUUAUAACUUCAACUACUCCAGCAAGUAUACCAACACAAAGCAUGCGACAUCGAAAUGACGCGGAACAACAUCAUGUAUCACCGCAAGAUCGAAGACUAAUCCCAGAAAAUCCAAAAAUAAUUAAGCAACAGCAAGUUCCACAAGAGCAAGAGUCAUUACCAGUCCAAUUGAAACAAAUGCAACAAGUGCAAGAUCCGAGUUCUAUCAGGCUGCAAAUACUAGAAGUACAACCGGAACAAAGUCCUAAAGUCAAAGAAAUGUCAGCAGAGUAUUGUCAACCACGAGUCAUACAAAAACAGGAAAUAUUACAAGUUGAAAUGAAGCAAGCAGCACAGCACCAAGAUCUAAAACAUAUAAAAAAGGAAAUACCAGAAAUACCACGACAACCA